Messenger RNA from Zeugodacus cucurbitae (melon fly), 2042 nucleotides. RefSeq names its product serine/arginine repetitive matrix protein 2 (gene Fop). The record is from RefSeq and is a predicted model, not a curated record. The transcript is spliced from 6 exons. Lineage: Eukaryota; Metazoa; Arthropoda; Insecta; Diptera; Tephritidae. The coding region runs from base 443 to 1699 and encodes 418 amino acids.
AUAUCUGUUUAAGGUCGCCAUUUUUUCUUGUGGAUACCGUCAAUCGCUAGAACUUGUGAAAUUUCUUCUAAAAAUCAGUAAUUUUAUAGAAAUUAUAACAUUUGAGAACAUAGAAACAAAUUUAAAACUAAAUAUUACAAAUCAAAUAAAAGAUAUUUAUGAAUUGAAACUACAUAAAAAAUAUCUUCUAAAGAGUUUGGCUUGCUGAGCCAGCUAAAUUUUUUGCGGUGCUCACCGCAGUUCAUCAACCAAUAGAAGUUGCCGUGCAGCUAUAAAUUAAUAAUAACUGAUAUUAUUAUAUUAAUAUAAUAACGUACAUUUCAAGUUUCAAACAAAGUUUGACAGUGUUUGGAUUAAACGCAAUACACAUAAGUUCCAGUAAAAUUUAGUUCAAUUUACGUAAAAGUUAUAAAGUAAACAACUUAAAAGUUUUCAUACAACAAUGUCGGCAUCAAUAAGCAAAAUUCAUGUCACCAAUUCGACAGGAUUGUCAUUAAAUGAACGUUUUACGGCAGUUCAAGAUCGUCGUCGAGAAGUACCAGAACGCAUUUUGCGCCCAACUCGUGACACAUCCGUUGCUAAUCGCCGACUAUUGCAGCAGCUGGCUAGAAGGCAUAAAAUGCAAGCAGCAUUAAAAUUGAAACGCAGAAGCAUGCGCCCAAUUGGAGGAAAUGUAGCCAUGAGACGCGGCACAAUCAAGGCUUUGCGUGUAGCAGCUAAUGGAAAACCGAUCCGUACCAACAGCCUGACCACCGUUGCAACAAUGGAAGCCGAUUUGAUCACGAACAGUCAACGCAACUUAAACAGAUCCCUACGACGAGCGAAUUCCGUUUCGAAUCGCUUGGGCCGCCCACUAGUAGGCGGUGCUGCACAGCGUAUUGCCCAACGGCGUUUGCAACGUGGAUUGCCCGGUGCAAUCAUACCAAAUGAAAUGCAGAGGCGUGGUCGUUCACGCAGUCGUUCUAGGGCGCCCGUGGAAGUUAUAAAUUUGACUCGCAGUCGUUCACGCAGUGCAGGACGCGCUCUUCCAGCAGCCGUACAAGUGCGUGGUCGUUCUCGGUCACGUGUACGUUCACGUAGUCGUGUGAAUGCUGUCGCCAGAACUAAUAUACCAGUAAAAGCACGUUUGGGCAUUCGUCCCGGUGCUAUCACAGGCCGACGCCGUAGCCAAAGUGCCGUGCGUGGCGUGGCUCAAGGACGCAUACAGCGUCGACGAAAUUCAAAUAUUGCUGCUGGUGUUGCUGGACGUACAGCAAAUGCUGGGCGCCAACGCGGAAGAUCAUUGACUAGAAACGCAACUGCUAUUGCAAACGCAGCUGGACGUUCACGCUCUCGUACACGUAACGUCGCCCCAGCGCGGGCACAAUCGCGUGCACGCUCACGCACACGUGGGGGAUCUGUUGUUGGUCAGCGCAAUGUAGGAUCGGUACAACGUGGUCGCGCACGUGGCCGUAGUCAACAACGUGGAGGAGGACGUGGUGCAAUAGCACAAAGAAAUGGUAAAACUAAUGGUAAUAAGAAAGGACAGCAACAACAACAACAGCGACGUGGACGCAGUCGCAGCCGUGGUGGACGCGGUGGCCGUAACCAAGGUAAAACUGCUAAACCAGAGGUUGACAAGGAUAAGCUUGACAAAGAGUUGGACCAAUAUAUGGCGACAACAAGAACUGAGAAUAGUGACUUUCUGUUACGAAAUUAGUCACUUCGAAUAUUAGCUUAACCACCGUCAAAUACUUAGUUUAGUUGAAAUUUAUUAAUAUUUAUUAUUUUAUAUGAAAAACAACUUGUACGUACUUUAUUAAGAGUAUACGUUUCUUUAUAAUAUGUAAAAUAAGUCUUUCAACCCUUAGAUAAGUUGAAGCAGUGAAAACUGCCUAAUCAAAUCAAUAUAUGUAUAUAUAGCAAAGUAAUGCAUUAAGAUCUGAACAAAUAGUGCUGCGUAACAAUUUGUAAAAUCCUUUAUUAUUUCAAAGGAAUCUUGAAUUUAAUAUACUUUAUUGUUGCCAUUAAUCAGUAAAUAAAAUGCAGCUAAAAUGUAAAAA